AUGAUCUGUAAGAGAUAUGAUGACAAUGAUGAUGAUGAUUAUGAUGAUGAUGAUGAUGAAAAUAAUAAUGGUUAUGAUGAUAACGGUAAUGAUGAUGAUGAUAUCGAUGAUGAUGAUGACGAUAAUGAUGAAUACGAUGACGAUGACGAUGACGUCGUCGAUUACGAUGACGAUGGUUAUGAUGAUGACAAUAACGAUGAUGGUGAUUAUGAUGACGAUGACGAUGACGAUGAUGAUGAUAAUGACUAUAACGAUGAUAGUAAAGAUGAUGACAAUAACGUCGACGACGAUGACUAUGACAAUAACGAAGAUGAAGAUGACGAUGAUAAUAAUGACGAUGAUGAUAAUUACGAUGAUAACAAUAACGAUGACGACGACGAUGACGAUGACGAUGAUGGUGAUUAUGAUGAUAAUUACGAUGACGAUGACGAUGAAGAUGAUGAUGACAAUAACUACAACGAUAAAGAUUAUGAUGACGUUGAGGACGAUGACGAUGAUGAUGACAAUGACGAUGACUAUUAUGAUGUUGAUGACUAUAAUGAUGAUGAUACUGACGAUGGCGUCAAUGACGACGAUGAUGAUGAUGACUAUGAUGAAGACGAUGAUGAUGACGAUGAUGUCGACGAUGUUAAUGACGUUUACGAUAAGGAUAAUGAUGACGAUAACAGUGACGGUGACGAUUACGAUGAUGAUGGCAAUGAUGAUGAUUAUGAUGAUGAUAAUAUCGAAGAUGGUGAUAAUGAUGUCGAUGACGUUGACGAUGAUGAUGAAAAUAACGAUGAUGAUGAUGAUGACGAUGAUAAUAAUGACGAUGAUGAUAAUUACGAUGAUAACAAUAACGAUGACGAUGACGAUGACGAUGACGAUGAUGAUUAG
Parnassius apollo (apollo) is the source of this 876-nucleotide messenger RNA. NCBI's taxonomy places the organism in Eukaryota, Metazoa, Arthropoda, Insecta, Lepidoptera, Papilionidae. The record is from the annotation of a GenBank genome assembly.